Molecule: messenger RNA, 4439 nt
Organism: Petromyzon marinus (sea lamprey)
Lineage: Eukaryota; Metazoa; Chordata; Hyperoartia; Petromyzontiformes; Petromyzontidae
Product: DNA-directed RNA polymerase II subunit RPB2-like
Biological process (GO): DNA-templated transcription
Molecular function (GO): DNA-directed RNA polymerase activity; DNA binding; ribonucleoside binding
Source: RefSeq, a predicted model, not a curated record
ACUCAUUUGAGCCUGUGUCGAUCUAGGGGAGGCCCCCCGCGCACACCGGAGUGAGCAGAGUGAGCAGUGUUGACCGCCGGUGAGAGAGGGGCAGCAGACAGCGUUGUUGUUACCGGCACCCCCCUCUCUCUCUCGGGCUUGGAGCUAAAUAUGGCAACUUGCAGGGGCUGUUCUGAAAGUGUGGACUAAAAAUAACGGCGCGGGCCGUCAGCUACAAGUUGUGUGAAGGCACCAGAAACCUGCAUGGAGCUCUGUUGGCUUUUGACAACUGUGUAGCGAACCACACAGUUAUGUAUUAUCCAGACGAGGAGGUGCGGUGUGAUGAGGAGGAUGAAGAAAUCACGCCGGAUUUAUGGCAGGAGGCGUGCUGGAUUGUCAUUAGCUCGUACUUUGAUGAGAAGGGGUUGGUGCGGCAGCAGCUGGACUCGUUCGACGAGUUCAUCCAGAUGUCCGUGCAGCGCAUCGUGGAGGACUCGCCCCCCAUCGAGCUGCAGGCCGAGGCUCAGCACGCGUCCGGCCAGAUCGAGACUCCGCCGCGGUACAGCGUCCGCUUCGAGCAGAUCUACCUCUCCAAGCCCACGCACUGGGAACGCGACGGGGCCCCCGCCCCCAUGAUGCCCAACGAGGCGAGACUCCGCAACCUCACGUACUCGGCCCCGCUCUACGUGGACAUCACCAAGAGCGUAACGACCGCUGGCGGCGGCGAGGAGCAGCAGCAGCAGCGCUUGCAGACGCACGAGAAGACCUUCAUCGGCAAGAUCCCCAUCAUGCUGCGCUCCACCUACUGCCUGCUCAGCGGCCUCACCGACCGCGACCUCUGCGAGCUCAACGAGUGCCCCCUGGACCCCGGCGGUUACUUCGUCAUCAACGGCUCCGAGAAGGUGCUCAUUGCCCAGGAGAAGAUGGCCACCAACUCCGUGUACGUGUUCGCCAAGAAGGAGUCGCGCUUUGCCUUCUCAGCCGAGUGCCGCUCCUGCCUGGAGAACUCGUCGCGGCCGGUCAGCACGAUAUGGGUCAGCAUGCUGGCCCGCGGCGGACAGGGCGUGCGGAAAAGCACCAUCGGCCAGCGCAUUGUCGGCACGCUGCCCUACAUCCGCCAAGAGGUGCCCAUCAUGGUGGUGUUCAGGGGCCUGGGUUUCGUGUCCGACCGCGACAUCCUCGAGCACAUCAUCUACGACUUUGACGACCCCGAGAUGAUGGAGAUGCUGAAGCCCUCCUUGGACGAGGCGUUCGUGAUCCAGGAACAGAGCGUGGCACUCAACUUCAUCGGCUCCCGCGGGGCCAAGCCAGGUGUCACCAAGGAGAAGCGCAUCAAGUACGCACGCGACAUCCUGCAGAAAGAGAUGCUGCCCCAUGUGGGCGUCAGCGACUUCUGCGAGACCAAGAAGGCGUACUUCCUCGGGUACAUGGUGCACCGCCUGCUUCUCGCGGCGUUGGGCCGGCGGGAACUGGACGACCGCGAUCACUACGGCAACAAGCGGCUUGACCUGGCGGGGCCGCUGCUCGCGUUCCUCUUCCUCGGGCUGUUUAAAACUCUGGGGAAAGAGGUCCGAAUAUAUGCUCAGAAGUUUAUCGAUCGAGGCAAGGAUUUCAACCUAGAACUUGCCAUCAAGACUCGGAUCAUCACGGACGGACUCAAGUACUCGCUGGCGACCGGAAACUGGGGAGACCAGAAGAAGGCUCACCAGGCUCGUGCGGGCGUCUCCCAGGUGCUCAACCGGCUCACGUACGCCUCCACGCUGUCUCACCUGCGGCGCCUAAACUCGCCGUGCGACCGCGGCAGCAAGCUGGCCAAACCGCGGCAGCUCCACAACACCCUGUGGGGGAUGAUUUGUCCUGCCGAGACUCCUGAGGGCCAUGCCGUGGGUCUCGUGAAGAACCUGGCCCUCAUGGCCUACAUCUCGGUGGGCUCCCAGCCCUCCCCCAUCCUCGAGUUCCUGGAGGAGUGGAGCAUGGAGAACCUCGAGGAGAUCUCCCCGUCGGCCAUCGCAGAUGCAACCAAGAUCUUUGUAAACGGAUGCUGGGUCGGAAUACACAAGGACCCCGAGCAGCUCAUGACAACGCUGAGAAAGCUACGCCGCCAAAUGGACAUCAUCGUGUCGGAGGUGUCCAUGGUGCGUGACAUCCGGGAGCGGGAGAUCCGCAUCCACACGGACGCCGGCCGCAUCUGCCGCCCGCUGCUCAUUGUGGAGAAGCAGCGGCUGCUUCUCAAGCGCAGGCACAUCGAGCAGCUCAAGGAGCGCGAGUACAACGGAUACAGCUGGCAGGAGCUGGUGGCGAGCGGCGUGGUGGAGUACAUCGACACACUGGAGGAGGAGAGCGCCAUGAUCGCCAUGAGCCCCGACGACCUGCAGGAGCGUGGCGUGGCCUACUGCUGCACCUACACGCACUGCGAGGUGCACCCGGCCAUGAUCCUGGGCGUGUGCGCCUCCAUCAUCCCCUUUCCCGACCACAACCAGUCCCCCAGGAACACGUACCAGUCAGCCAUGGGCAAGCAGGCGAUGGGCGUGUACAUCACCAACUACCACGUGCGCAUGGACACGCUGGCGCACGUGCUCUACUACCCGCAGAAGCCGCUCGUCACCACGCGCUCCAUGGAGUACCUGAGGUUCCGAGAGCUGCCCGCGGGCAUCAACUCCAUCGUGGCGAUCGCCUCUUACACGGGCUACAACCAGGAAGACUCCAUCAUCAUGAACCGCUCAGCCGUGGAAAGGGGAUACUUCCGCUCUGUGUUUUAUCGCUCGUACACGGACCAGGAGUCGAAGAGGAGCUACGACCAGGAGGAGGUGUUUGAGAAGCCCACGAGGGAGACCUGCCAAGGGAUGCGCCACGCGAUCUACGACAAGCUGGAUGACGAUGGGCUCGUCUCGCCGGGCGUGCGCGUCUCUGGCGACGACGUCAUCAUUGGCAAGACGGCGUCGCUGCCGGUCACGGACGAUGAACUGGACUCGGUGGCGACGCGCUUCGUGAAGCGCGACACCAGCACCUUCCUGCGCAGCAGCGAGACCGGCAUCGUGGACCAGGUCAUGGUGACCCUCAACCAGGAUGGGUACAAGUUCACCAAGAUUCGGGUUCGUUCGGUGCGCAUCCCUCAGAUCGGAGACAAGUUUGCGAGUCGGCACGGGCAGAAGGGAACCUGCGGCAUCCAAUAUCGUCAGGAGGACAUGCCCUUCACCUGUGAAGGACUAUCUCCGGACAUCAUCAUUAAUCCCCACGCCAUCCCUUCCAGAAUGACCAUCGGGCACAUGAUCGAGUGCAUCCAGGGGAAGGUGUCGGCGAACAAGGGCGAGAUCGGGGAUGCGACGCCCUUCAAUGACACGGUGAACGUGCAGAAGGUAUCCAACCUCCUGCAGGAGUACGGCUACCACCUCCGCGGCAACGAGGUCUUGUACAAUGGCUUCACGGGCCGUAAGAUCACCUCUCAGAUCUUCAUCGGCCCCACCUACUACCAGCGCCUCAAGCACAUGGUGGACGAUAAGAUCCACUCACGCGCCCGGGGCCCCGUGCAGAUCCUCGUGCGACAGCCCAUGGAGGGGAGGUCUCGGGACGGAGGCCUGAGGUUCGGCGAGAUGGAGCGCGACUGCCAGAUCGCGCACGGCGCCGCCCAGUUCCUGCAGGAGCGGCUGUUCGAGGUCUCUGACCCCUACCAGGUGCACGUGUGCAACCUGUGUGGCCUCAUGGCCAUCGCCAACACGCGCACGCACACCUACGAGUGCCGCGCCUGCCGCAACAAGACCCAGAUGUCGCUGGUGCGCCUGCCCUACGCCUGCAAGCUGCUCUUCCAGGAGCUCCUGUCCAUGAGCAUUGCGCCACGGAUGAUGGUCACAUGACUUCGCUCACUCGCUCAACAAACACCACACGCGUACAACCACCCCGCGGCGCUGGGCGUAAGAGAACGUCUAAAUAGCAAAGUUGGCUACGUACGUUGCGAACGAAGUCCAACAUACCUACAGACGUACACACAUAUGAAGCAAAAGACGAGCGGCCCAAGUAGCUCAAGGGGCAUCCUGGGAUUCACUAAAACAUUAAAUAGGGGUGCAUAACAUACCGGUUCAAAUUCAAAUCCUAAUAAACAUGAGCCAAGUAAUGUAAAACAAUUAAGUCGUAACAUUUCUUGAUUAUUGAAGGGUUUGUCUGUCACUGUGUAGCUACUACUAGUGUAACUAUUCAAAUACCAAUUUAAAAUAAUUCUCACCAGGCCCCCACGGCGUAAACACGUGCCAUCUCCAACUCGCAUCGUCCACUCUGCCUCUCUACAUGCCUCUCUGUGUAUGUGCCAUUAAGGAUUAUUGCCCAAGAUGUUACCUAUUAUAUAAAUGCGUCUUCUUUCAAGGCCACACUGAGUCGUUAUUGACGAGCGUGUCGACUUGUCUUGUUAUUUGUGCUUGUGCACCACUGCCAACGCAGCAGCAUCACUAAAUAAAAUGUUUUAUCUUUCA